Messenger RNA from Orbicella faveolata, 1258 nucleotides. RefSeq lists its product as uncharacterized. The record is from RefSeq and is a predicted model, not a curated record. NCBI's taxonomy places the organism in Eukaryota, Metazoa, Cnidaria, Anthozoa, Scleractinia, Merulinidae.
AUUGUUUUUCCUAAAGAUGUAAUGCCGCUGAAUGUUUUCGAAUGUUGAGCCUGUCAGCCUUUUACCAGCCCAGCUUUUGCGCAUAUUAGAUGGCAUGCUUCUUGUUUCAUCCGAGAGUAAUAAGCUUAAGUGCACCAACCAGCAGUAGAUCUAGAUUCUGUCCUACUCUGAUUCUAAAAUGUGCUCUUGCUAGAGCGGUCGUGACGAAGGCAAAUUCAAGACUACAGAUUUCAAGAUGGCCGGGUAGUACGUUUGCACUAGUGCGGACGAGAAAGCUUUCUUCAAAGGCUUCAGGGGGAUCUAGAAUUUUAAAAAUUUUGAAGUUCUUGUGCUUGGCAACUGGUUUGGUUUUUUGGGCUUCGAUUGGCUUUAGAACCGCGUUAUAUGCGACUGGAGGGCUAGAAAUUAAUAACCCACAACUGGCGCCAAUUUAUGCCGCUGUUUUCCAGGUAGAUUCUAAGGACUUCGCUCAAGGUGGAAGCGCAAUGAAAGAAGUAAUUGAGGAAAUGACACUAAAACGUUUUGCUGUAGGGACAGUAUGGGAUAGACUCAGGAACGAUGAGGCUUUCCGGCGAAAAUUUGGAGAAAAUGUGUUAAUUUGUGGCUACAAAGUUAAUCAAACAGAUCCCCGUGGAGUUGAUUCUCCAGAGCUAUUCACAGAUUACAAAGAGAGAAACAGUGACAGAUGGAAAGUGUGUCUUUACGUUGAUGGCUCCAAUUCGUCUGGUCUUGUUACUAUGGUGUUUCACAAAGUAAAUACAGACAACAUAAAAUGGAUCCCAGUUUCCCUUUUGAUAGAAACUCUUCCAAACUCAGGUGUCAAGAUCUGCGAUAUCUCUGCACCACUCCCCAAUGGUAUUUCAAAGUUCACUCGACUGUUUAAGGAUGAUUAAUCACCACUGUUAGUUCUCAAUUAGCCAGGUGCACAGCAGCACCUCAACAACAGCAUCAAGGUCAAAGAAAUAAAAACUUUUUACAUCAAUUCAACACUUCAGAAACAAAAAGAAAUGUCUCAUCUCUCAUCAUCUCGCAGUGGCUUAUGGAAUCAUUACUGGGGACAAAAUCGUUUUUCCUCUUUUUUUUCUGUUCUUAGCAACAGUUCCACAAGCUACAACUGUGAUAUGAGACUCGUCCCAGGUUUCUUCUCGUUUCCAAAGAGACAAAUGCCAUAUCUUUUUGCGAACAAUGUCAAGACCUCCAUUAUGGUGAUUGUCCAGUUCACGGGCCUUUGCAAAUCAUAGAAGACAGAACUGAGGAG